Messenger RNA from Achroia grisella, 2137 nucleotides. RefSeq lists its product as uncharacterized. The coding region runs from base 274 to 2010 and encodes 578 amino acids. The record is from RefSeq and is a predicted model, not a curated record. The transcript is spliced from 4 exons. Lineage: Eukaryota; Metazoa; Arthropoda; Insecta; Lepidoptera; Pyralidae. Gene Ontology annotation, molecular function: protein binding.
CUCGCAGUUAAUUACCUACUUUUGUAUAUUAGUGAAUAAAUAUCAGAAUUCUGUAAAAUUUUAUUCAGACUGAGACUUAUUGUUGUUCUUGUAUUUUACACAUUUACUUAUGUAUUUUCAGUAUUUAAUUUUUGAUAUGGAAUUGCUAUAAGUUCUGAUCUUCUACUUCUACUGUUCUCUAUUUGUGUUCGAGCAAUUAUUGUGUGUCAUGUGAUUGUAUUUUCAAAAAGUACCGGCGAACUCUGUCUGUCUUCACUAUAAAAAUUAAAAGAAAUGGCAGAAAUUUCGUUAGUUUUUCAGGGGCAAGUCUUUAAAGCUAGAAAAGAUAUGCUUUGCCAACACAGUGACUAUUUCUCUGCUAUGUUCAGCGGUAGCUACGUGGAAAACGAGCAGAGAGAAGUUAGAAUUGAUGUUGUAGAUGCGAAUUCAAUGAAAAUUAUUCUAAAAUACAUGGAAGUUGGAAUAAUAGAUCUCUUUGAAUAUCCACUGAGUACUAUAGGUGAUAUAGCGGUUGCUGCAAAUUUCUUACAAAUCACUGAGCUCAUUAAACAAAUUGAAUAUAGUCUGGACUUGCAAUUGAGUAUACAAAAUUGGAUGGAAAUAAUGAGUAUAGCAGAAAACUCUUCAUACAUAAAACUACAACAACUGGCAUCUGCAUUUGGUUUGUUGUCAUUCAAAGAUAUGAAACCAGAGUAUAUUCCAUCAAUGCACAAAUUAUACUGGUACCUCUCUCAUCCAUAUUUAGAUGCGAGUAAUGAACUUGAUGUUUUCAACUUUGGUUUAGAGUGGAUAUCACACACGGAAACGGGUGCAGAUGCUCUGUUAAUUAUACUUUGUUGUUUAGACAUAGGACAAUUAACAACAAAUGAUUUGAAAAAGAUGAGAACACAGGUCAAAAGUUAUGUGAACAGUCUUGGUGCAAAAGUAAUUGAUUGUCUCCUAGAGUUGAGCAGUGGAGAUUAUGACUUGUGUCAGUCAGUUGUACUGAAUCAAAAGUUGGUCUUGUGUGAAAUGUUUACAGAACGGGUUUACAAUGAAGUUCUCAAUUUAGUUAAGGAGAGUAGAUCUCGCAUACUCAAUGUUGUACCAACAGUGCCUGUAUGGAUGGUUAAAGAGGCAAAACCAGAACAAAUACCACACAGUCUGUACACAUUUUUGGAUGGAAAAGGUUUUGAAAGAUGGUUGGAAGUGGCUGAGAAGAACUUGUGGGGUUGGAACACUGUAGCUUGGGGUUUGACGAAGUUGAUCAUAGUUUGUGGUGAACAUGGACGGGGUACAGGCAUGUUUAUGAAAGAUGUCAAAGUGUAUGACACUUUGAGGAAAGAAUGGACUAGGCAUGGUGUAGAGUUACCCCCAAGGCGGCAUGGGGGAGUUGCUGUAAUUGGGGAUUCUUUGUUCCUUGUAGGAGGUGUAGGUGGGUUUAGGGUAGUAUUGGAUACCGCAAUUGUAUAUGAUUUGAAGCAUAGAUCUUAUAGAAAAAUAGCAAAAUUGCCAGAUGCCAUACAAAGUCCUGCUGUGUGUUCACACAAUAAUAUGGUAUAUGCUGCAUGCCACAAAAACAUUUAUAGAUAUGAGGAAAAUGGCAAUACUGACAGUUGGGUUAAUGUAGUUGGUACUGAAAUAAGAAUGAGCCAUAUGAUAUCAUAUAAGGAUUAUAUUUAUUGUAUGCAAAACUAUUUCAGUCAGUUGUACAGGUUUAGACCAGGCAUAGACAAGAAACUGCAGUUGGUUGCUCAGUUUUGUAAUCCACCUGCAACUGCUUGCAAUCUAGGAAAUCGCCUCGUUUUCUUCACUAGGGCUAUGUGUGGAAAUUCCGACAUGCUUACAGUUGAAGAAUAUUCUGGCCAGAGUCCUGGUGAGAAGCCUAAAGUUAUUUGGUCUCAAUCAGAACCAGCUAUGAUUGUAAAUGAUGUAGCUGGGUCAUGUUCACUAGUUUUAUCUAUACCUCCAGUCAAUAUGGAUGUACCGUCAUACCAUAAACGCUAUCUAACAGGAUAUGACGCCUUAUAGUAUAUAUAAGGUGAAAGGAAUUAACAUGGAUCCUCAUAACGUUACUGUGUCUUCGCAUUUCAAAUUUUUAAAAUACAAUUGUUUAAUAACUCGUUCAAUUUCUUUUUUAUAAUAUACUAUCCUAUAU